GGAGGAAGGUAGGAGAGAAAGAAGGGGGAGGGGAGGCAAUUCAGCGCAGUGCAAGCUGACUGGAUGAGUAGCAGCCGCGGCACAGGCAGCAGCAUCAGCACCACUAGCCGUAGCAUCUUUCUUUGUGGCUGCUGGAGGCUGUCUUGUGGCUGCUGUAGCAUCAACAUCAUCCCCACACACAUAAAUAUCUGGACACAGGCGCUCCAACAGCUUCCUUCAUACACACACAUGUCGUGGUGGCCACCGAGGAAGAGGUAGUAAGUGACGGGGCUCGGGGGACAGAGGGACACAGGAAGAGGAAACAGGGACGACCGGUGGUAGUGCGAGCCAGAAAAGGGCUGGAGCGACGGUGACUAGAGCAGCAGCAGCAGCAGCAGUAGUAGCGGCACCAUGGCACAAGCCGCUAAGCAGCUCCGUAAGACCAAGGACCUCGCAGAGGCCGCCGCCCAGGAGCAGCGGGAGAAGGAGGAGGAAAAGAUAAAAAAGAGGAAUCGAUCCAGGGACCGCAGGCGCAAGGCGGAUGCAGCCACCAGCUUCCUGCGUGCCGCUCGUUCAGGGAACCUGGACAAGGCUCUGGAUCACUUGAAGAAUGGAAUCGACAUCAACACAGCCAAUCAAAAUGGUCUCAACGGGUUACACCUGGCCUCGAAAGAAGGUCACGUCAAAAUGGUCCUGGAGCUGCUACACGCUGGCAUUGAGCUGGAAGCCACCACCAAGAAAGGGAACACGGCUCUCCAUAUCGCAGCGCUGGCAGGCCAGGAGAAAGUGGUGGCGGAGCUUGUCAACUAUGGUGCCAAUGUUAAUGCGCAGUCACAUAAAGGGUUCAGUCCUCUCUACAUGGCAGCACAGGAGAAUCACUUAGAGGUGGUCAAGUUCCUUCUCGAGAACGGUGCCAAUCAGAGUCUCCCAACCGAGGAUGGCUUCACCCCCCUGGCAGUAGCCCUCCAGCAGGGCCACGAAAAUGUUGUGGCACUGCUUAUCAACUAUGGCACGAAGGGUAAAGUCCGACUUCCGGCACUGCACAUCGCCGCACGAAACGACGACACACGUACCGCCGCAGUGCUCCUGCAGAACGAUCCCAACCCCGAUGUUCUCAGCAAGACUGGCUUCACACCUCUCCAUAUUGCAGCUCACUAUGAAAACAUGAGCGUAGCCCAGCUGCUGCUGAAUAGAGGAGCCAAUGUAAACUUCACCCCCAAGAACGGCAUCACACCCCUUCAUAUAGCCUCCAGGAGGGGCAAUGUGAUGAUGGUCAGACUACUGCUGGACAGAGGAGCACAGAUUGAUGCCAAAACUAAGGAUGAGCUGACUCCUCUCCACUGUGCAGCCAGGAAUGGCCAUGUUCGCAUCAUUGAGAUCCUGCUGGAACACGGUGCUCCCAUCCAGGCUAAAACCAAGAACGGUCUGUCCCCCAUCCACAUGGCAGCUCAGGGGGAUCACAUGGACUGUGUCAGGCAGCUACUGCAGUACAACGCAGAGAUCGAUGAUAUCACACUGGACCAUUUAACCCCUCUUCAUGUAGCAGCCCACUGUGGUCACCAUCGGAUGGCCAAAGUCCUACUGGACAAGGGGGCCAAAGCCAAUGCACGAGCUCUGAAUGGCUUUACACCUCUCCAUAUUGCUUGCAAGAAGAACCACAUGCGGUCCAUGGACCUGCUGCUUAAGCACUCUGCUUCCCUAGAAGCUGUCACAGAGUCUGGUCUCACUCCUCUUCAUGUAGCAGCAUUCAUGGGCCAUCUGAAUAUUGUGAAAAACCUGCUCCAGAGAGGAGCUUCACCUAAUGCUUCCAAUGUGAAAGUGGAGACUCCCCUCCACAUGGCGUCCAGAGCAGGACACUGUGAAGUUGCUCAGUUCCUGCUGCAGAACGCAGCACAAGCAGACGCCAAGGCUAAGGACGACCAGACACCUCUACACUGUGCGGCCCGCAUGGGCCACAAGGACCUUGUAAAGAUGCUCCUGGAGCACAAGGCCAACCCCGACUCGGCUACAACCGCAGGCCACACGCCCUUACACAUUUCUGCACGUGAAGGGCAUGUCCACACUAUUCGAAUCUUGUUGGAUGCUGGGGCACAGCAGACCAAGAUGACAAAGAAAGGCUUCACUCCCCUCCAUGUGGCCUCUAAAUAUGGGAAGGUGGACGUGGCUGAGCUCCUACUGGAGAGAGGAGCCAACCCAAAUGCAGCUGGGAAGAACGGUCUGACACCCCUUCAUGUGGCCGUCCAUCACAACAACCUGGAUGUUGUUAGGCUCCUGGUCAGCAAGGGAGGAUCUGCACACAGCACUGCCCGAAACGGCUACACUCCUCUGCACAUAGCUGCCAAGCAGAACCAGAUGGAGGUGGCCAGUUGUCUUCUGCAGAAUGGGGCAACACCCAAUUCGGAAUCUCUCCAAGGCAUCACGCCCCUGCACCUGGCCUCACAGGAGGGGCGGCCCGACAUGGUGGCCCUGCUCAUCUCCAAACAGGCCAACGUAAAUCUGGGAAACAAGAAUGGGUUGACCCCUCUGCAUCUUGUGGCUCAGGAAGGUCAUGUGGGAAUCGCUGACACACUGGUCAAACAAGGAGCUUCCGUUUAUGCUGCUUCACGGAUGGGCUACACACCCCUUCAUGUGGCCUGUCACUAUGGCAACAUCAAGAUGGUGAAGUUCCUCCUGCAGCAGCAGGCUCAAGUGAAUAGCAAGACAAGGAUGGGCUACACCCCUCUGCACCAGGCAGCUCAGCAGGGCCAUACUGAUAUUGUCACCCUGUUGCUGAAACACGGAGCCCAGCCCAAUGAGAUUACUUCAAAUGGGACAUCGCCCCUGGGCAUUGCCAAGCGGCUGGGUUACAUCUCUGUCAUUGAUGUGCUCAAACUGGUUACCGAGGAGUCCGUCUCUGCGAUCACUACAGAGAAGCAUCGGAUGAGUUUCCCUGAGACCGUAGAUGAGAUUUUGGAUGUUUCGGAGGAUGAAGGGGUUGCCCAGCUAACGUUAGGAGACGAGUUGCUCGGGAUGGAUGGAGCACGCUAUUUGAAGCUCGAUGACUUUAAGGACCAAGACGAUGACUUCCUCUCCCCGAAGAAAACCCUUAGAGACUUUGAAGGUGGCAUGGGUACCACGCCGUAUUCUCCUGCUAUUCCCAGGAUCCCUUGUGUGUCCCCAGAGACUGUACUGCUGGAUCAGCACACCCCGGUCCCCCUCCCAAAGGAGUAUGAUGAAGACUCUCUUAUCCCGAGCAGUCCGGCUACAGAGACAUCAGACAACGUCAGCCCCGUGGCGAGCCCUAUCCACACUGGCUUCCUGGUGAGUUUCAUGGUGGAUGCUCGAGGAGGCUCCAUGCGAGGCAGCAGACACCAUGGCCUGCGAGUUAUCAUCCCUCCUCGAACCUGCACUGCGCCAACACGCAUUACCUGCCGUCUGGUCAAGCCUCAGAAGCUGACCACACCUCCUCCGCUGGUGGAGGGGGAGGGGCUUGCUAGCCGUAUCAUCUCCCUAGGGCCAUCAAGUAUGCAGUUUCUUGGGCCAGUAAUAGUAGAAAUCCCCCACUUUGCCUCACUGGGCCGAGGGGACCGAGAGCUUGUGGUCCUCCGCAGUGAAAAUGGCUCAAUCUGGAAGGAACAUCGCAAUCGCUAUGGUGACGAAGUGCUGGAAACUAUUCUGAAUGGCAUGGAUGAAGACCUGGAGAGUCAAGACGAGCUUGAGAAGAAGAGAAUCCGUCGGAUCAUCUCCACUGACUUCCCCCUUUACUUCGCCGUGGUCUCCCGCAUUCAGCAGGAGAGCGAUCUGAUUGGUCCAGAGGGCGGCCGGUUGACCAGUAAGCUGGUUCCCCAUGUCGAGGCCAUCUUCCCUGAGACGGCCGUCACCAAGAGAGUGAGACUGGGACUGCAGGCGCAGCCAAUCCCUGAUGAACUGCUGACGCGGCAGCUCGGUAACCAGGCGACCUUCAGCCCAGUGGUUACCAUAGAGCCACGCCGACGCAAAUUUCACCGUCCAAUCGGGUUGCGCAUCCCUCUGCCACCAUCAUGGCGGGAGAGUCCUCGGGAUGCUGGGGAGGGUGACACCACCAGCUUGCGCCUCCUCUGCAGUGUCAUUGGUGGCACAGCUCCAGCUCAGUGGGAGGACAUCACUGGAACCACCAAGCUGAUGUACGCCCACAACUGUGCCAACUUUACCACCAAUGUCUCCGCAAGAUUCUGGCUGGCAGACUGUCCACGCACAGCAGAGGCAGUGACCUUUGCCAAUUUGCUGUACCGGGAGCUGAUGGCUGUCCCAUACAUGGCCAAGUUUGUUAUUUUUGCAAAGAUGAAUGAAGCACGAGAGGGGCGCUUGCGUUGUUACUGCAUGACAGACGACAAGAUGGACAAAACACUGGAGCUGCAUGAAAACUUCACCGAAGUGGCCCGAAGUCGAGACAUCGAGCUGAUGGAGGGCAUGCCGCUGCACCUGGAGUGUUCUGGGAACCUCGUGCCCAUCAGGAAGGCCACGCAGCAGCCUCGCAGCUUCAGCUUCCAGGCCUUCAGAGAUAACAGGCUGCCCGUCUCUGUCAAGGUCAGAGAUAGUAACAAGGAUGCCACUGGGUUUUUGUCCUUUCUGCGGAAGUGCACCAAGUACGAGGACACACAGCACGUACUGUGUAACCUAAACAUAACCAUGCCACCCUGUGUCAAGGUUGUUGGAAGUGAGGAGCGCAGACGAACCUUAACCCCCCUCGCCCUGAGGGAACGCUACAGCGCACUGAACGAGCCUGGUGUGGCCACAGUGAAUGCCAUGGAGAGGACUGAGAUCAAGAUCAACAUCAUAUCUGAGCAGCUUGGUUUGAGCUGGGCAGAGUUGGCACGUGAGCUACAGUUUGGUGUGGACGACAUCAACAGGAUUCGUGUGGAGAAUCCCAACUCCCUGCUGGACCAAAGCUCCGCCCUGCUCAACCUGUGGGCCAGCAGAGAAGGCAAAAGGGCCAAGAUGGAGAGUCUGUACACUGCUCUGAGAAAUAUAGAUCGAGCAGACAUUGUCACAUCUCUGGAGGGUCAGGCUCCACAGCCAGCGCCCGGUUCAUUAGAGGAGGGUGCCUGUCGAAUUAGCGACCGCGACUCCACCCUGCUGUCCCCCAGUGUCCUCAAUGAGGUCACGGACACAAGGCCACCGCGCCUAGUGCACAAGCCACGAGUUAUUAGACCCCCGUUUUUCAGAAGGGGUUAUGGGCUGGUGCAGGAGGAGCUGCUGUCCCCGGCCUCCAUGCAGUACAGCUUGCCCUCCCCGCUGGGCGCAGAGCCCUACUGGCAGGAAGUCUCCAGCCUCGAGUGCGCCCCCAUCGCCACCACCGAGGAAGACACAUUAAUGGAGAUGUCGGACGUUCAGGUGUGGCCGGCGGGGGUCAGCCCCUCGUUGGUCACGGUGGAGGACUCGUCACUGGAGGGCAGCAGUCGGGCUGACGACUCGGAGGGCGCCACGCUCUCCCUUCCCUGCAGCUUGGGUCGCCCGAGCAGCGGAGCCAGCGGGGCCAGUGGCUCCAUCAUGGAGUUGGAAGAGGAGGAGGAGGAGGAGGAGGAAGGGGAGGUUGAGGAGGAGGAGGCGCCACAGGAGCCAGCAACUUUACUGGCAGAACGGGACAGGGUGAGGGCCAGUGGCGCCGUUCCUAAGGUCAACCUAAACGGCCAGCUGGGAGGUCAGAGGUUGGAUGGAAGGAGAGGGGAGGUCCUGGCAGCAGGAGGGGCAAAAGGAGGAGGUGGAGGUAUAGGGUUGGGUUCAGUGGAAGGGAUUUCUGUUGUUGCAGGCCAGCAGGUGUACGCCCAGCGGUGCGAGAUAUCGGGACUGAGUCGGGCUCCGGAGCACAACGGAGAUAACCGGGUGGUAGGAGGCGGAGCUUUUCAACCCUACCUACCAGAUAAGGACUCCCUGCAAGGCUGGGUGGGCUCGGUGUCAUCAGGACGCGACGGCAGCGUGCCAGGCUUGCGCGUGGCCCAGGAGGCUCUGCUGACUCCGAGAGAGGAGAAAGAGGACUAUGCUACUGAGGCGCAGUUUGUUGAUGAACACGGACGCGUGCUCACCAGGAAGGUGGGGGUGGAUGUGAGAAAGGGCGCUCAGUCAGCGCAGCGCACCAGUCUGCGGAGAGUUAAACACUGAAAUACACAUACUGCCCAGUCCUCCAGGACCGGAAAGCCACUGCCAAAUCAUCCUCCACAAAAACACAACAAGGCCGGCGAGGAAAAUGAGCAAGGACGGAGACGAAGACAAAGACUAAGAAGUGCAAACUACAAAAUGACAAACACAAAAUCAUCCUCUACGUGUGACCAUGGAGCACCACAUGAGAGAAGAGACAGAGGAAAAGAAAAAACAAAACAAAACAAGAGGAGUUCAACUUGUAGUUUUAUAACAUUUGUAAAGAAAAAUAUCAACUAGACUUAAGGCAUGAUUCUUCUUCUUCUUUUUUUUUACAAAAAAACAACAUAAAUGUCAGUAAAACAACCAAGAAAAAAAAGCAACAAAAAGUGCUUCCUGUGAACUGUAAUCGCAUGAUGACUGCUGGUGCAUGCCCUUUGACCUUUUGAACUGUCAUUAUCUACAAACUGAAGGGGUACAAGGUACGGGGCUGGCCCACGCUUGGGCCUCAGGCCAUUUUAAGGACCUAUUCCCCCCGACUGGAGUGGUUUGUGUCAGCGAGUUGAGUCCAAUAUCACUACAGCCAAAAAAAAAAAAAAAAAAGAGUCCCUCGACGGAUGGUUCUGUAAACAGCUAAGCUUCUGCUGAGCCUACCAAUGCUUCUUUCACCGAACCCUUUCCCCUACUAUUCUCAAUGUGAUAUAUGCACUCUAUGCUACGUGGACAUGUGUCAGUGUGUGUGUGUAUGUGUGCGCGUACUCUUCUCUACCGCAUGUGUUCCCUGCCUCUGGCUUGGCGCUGAGCCCUGCCUCACGAUCGGCUCUUUGGGCCCCUGCGAUGUCAUGGCGCGCUCAGCGCUGGAAUGAGAAAGCCGCUGUGUGCUCCCCUGCUCGUGAGUGUUCCUGUCGGACGUCUCUUUCCUUUGUGGAUGAAGCUUGUCUCUUGUUUUUUCCCGUUUCUCCGGAAGCCUGUCCGCCUUGGUUUUUAAGUAUCGUCUUACAAAAUGGUAGGGAACUGAAUCGCUUUCACCCUUCGUGUUUUCUUCAGAAAGGCGUCGGUUGCUUGAUUGUAUCGUACAGCAGCUCUUCAACACAAAGAUCGACGUUUUCCUCCCCCGGUGACCUCCGCUACCUUCUUCCAUCAUUUCUCCCAGUAGCACGCUUCAUCUUGACUCACGAUCUUUAUCAGUAGCCUCAGUUAAUAUGCAGUAAAAUCACAGGCCUCUUUAUCUACAGCAUCGAUAGUUCCUCCAUCUGACGCUUCAAACUUUGUGUGUGCUCCCUCUUUAUGUGUUUGCAACGGCUGUAGCGCCUCACCGUCGCUCAUUCAUUUGCAACAAAGUGAAUGAAGUGGAAACAACGUGGAGGAUACGGUGAUUUUGGAGGAUUUGUGGUGAUGGUGAAAUAGCACGAUGCUACUACAGUACGACGCGUGAUUGUGAUGGGAACUGUGCAGCGCGGACAGACAGGUAGCACUGUGAUUGUCUUAUUAACACUGACCCCAGACUCGUGAACUGUGAAGACACACCAACAAAAGCACACCCACACAUGCAUAGACACAAAUAAUCAGAAACGCAUUACAUGAUUCAAUAGUUAUUGCCUGGUCGGAGUGUCUGAUUUUGGAGUUUGCCACAGCAAUAAUACAACAACACAGAAGAUGGAAGCCAGGAUUCUGCAUAUCUACACGAAGGAUCGGAACGUGAACGGUGUAAACGACUGAGCUGCUCGGUGAAGAAAGAAGCCGCCUGGACGAACUGCAAUCGCGUUUGGCAUUGGGCAGCCGUGCUGUGUCUGACUGCUUCCAUCGAGCUUGAUGUGAACGAGUCGGCGAGGAUGCAAGAUCAGAAGAGCUGUAGCAGUGCGGGACUGUGGAGGCCUGAGAGGAUCUGUUUGUUUUUCAGCACCUAACGUAGCAAAAUAUAAACCAGGAUAUGUUAGUUUAAUAUCAAGGAGUCUGCUGCUGCCGUGAGGUGGACACCGCCGAGCUCCAUUUUCUUUUUCUGAGUAAUUCAAGUACUUUUUAGUGUUUCACUAUUUUCAUACACACGUCACUCUAAACCACCCAUCACUCUCCUCAUCUCCGAAACACUUCCUUUAUGCAGAAGCCUGCCUGCAGCACUAUGGAGGGGUCGUAUCGUGGUAGCACACAUUUCCUGGAAACACAAUAUUUAAGUACUGUAAAUGCUACUGUAGCCUGAAUGAGUGAGACACCGAGUGAAUGAAUGAGUGGACACGUUAGUUGAGACAUCACACACAUGCACAUAUUUCCCACGCCCAGUCCGUGCACAUGAGAGCCUCAUCCGAUAUAGCACAUGUUUAUUACAUAUCAUGUUUUCCACUGUUACUCCACUCAGGUUUUCAGUUCUGCGCUGUCAGAAUCAAAAUGUUUUCCUUUUUAAGUUCCGAGUCCUCUCAAGAGACGAGUGCGGGACACAAACCGAGUGCUUCUGAAUAAGACUUUGGUGUUGGGGCUGUUUUAGGGUGGGAUGCGUAGGGAUUUAGGGGGGGACGUAUGGAGCAGGAUGGUGUGUGUGUGAGUGUGAAUGUGUGUGGUGGGAUGCUCUUUGAUUCAAGUAAGACCAAAGAGGAGACAAAUUAUUGAGCAUGUGGUCAGUAACCCCUCAGCUCUCUGGCCUGUGCGUGCAAAUGGGCAUGGAGAGCGUCCUCUCAAAGUGACGAUCAACAGAGGUGAACCAAAAAGGUUUUGGUGAAGGAUUACCCCCUCUACAAAGGAGUUAAACAAGACAGUGUACUUUGGAUGCACGAUUUACUCUCCAGUGUUUGCAGCACUUAGUGUUUUAUUUGAGUUACCUUUUUCGACUUGCUCUCUAAUCAAACCAGAUGUUCUUAUAAAGUCAAACCUGUAACUCUGAGCCUUGAAUCUGCCCACCAGAGGACAAACAAAACACCUUCUCUAUAUUUACACUCUGUCCAAACUAGCAUGCUCAGUGCAGCUUGCUUUUAGAUGAUGGAGGCCAGUGACUCCUUCAGUCUCUCAAGUGACUUGUUAAUAGACGGAUUAUAAACUUAAUCUUGUGUUAAAGUCAUAAAUUGUAAGAUUUUAAACUCCAUUUUCAUACUCUUUUUCUUUUUAGCAGCAGCCAUUCAGUGUAUUGGCAUGGAGGAAUUACCCCUCUACAGUAUAUACAGUAGUACACAUGGGAUUUUAAUUGAAUACCCAUGCACGCAAGAGGGGUUUACAGGAGAUGAUGUGUGUGCGGGAGAGACAAAAACCGCUGCACAGAUGUGUCUCCAGUAAUGUGAAAGACAACAUUCAAUCAGUAUUACGGAGUCAGAUGAUACUGUUAACGGCCUUCUUCACAAUGAAUCGCAUCAUGCUUUAAGUAGACUGCAGCUACCAUUUAAUUGAAGGGUAACUGUUGCAUUUUUCAACCUGGACCCUAUUGUUCCAUGUUCUUGUGUCUACGUGACUAAUGGAGACAACAAAUUUUGACAUUGUUCCAGUAUUGAACUACACAGCUGCAGCCAGCAUUUGAGAAAACUUCUUGGGGCGUGUUCGCCUGUCAAUUUACAUCCACUUAAAGUGCUUUUUUUUUUUUUUUGCCAUUGACAGGCUCGGAUUAUUAUUCUAAGUGUCUGACAACUUACGGGAAGGAUCCCUACAGAGAUAGACCUUUUCGUUAAAGUGUAAGAUUCUUUAUGUCUAACCAGAAACAGCCCCGAAAUCACCAUCGUUAAACCCAUCAGACUCCAUUUAAAUAAACAGACAUUUUAGCGUGUGGUAUUUUCACAUCUAACUGGGUGAAUUAAAGGUUUAUUUCAACCAAGCCAAAUUUGGUUAAUGUUGGAGCAGUGGAAAGACGAGCCCAGAUGGUUUUUGUGAGUUUCAUGUUGUUUCUAUGGACUCUGACUGAAAUGUGUUUUAUGAUGUUAAAAUUACUGUUAAUUUAAAUAGAGUCUGGUGGGUUUGGCAAUAGUGAUUUUGUGGCUGUUUGUACAAAACAAAAAGGAUCUCACUCUUUAACAAAAAGGUCUAUCUCUGUUGGGAUCCUUUCCAUAAUGUUGUUAGACUCUUGUAACAACAAUUUGAGCCUGUCAGUGGCAAAAACACGGUGAUGGUGUGUAAUUUCCCAUUAACAUUAAUUAAUUGUUUGGAAACAUAAACGUGGGGAAAUGGGGUCCAGGUUGAAAAAUACAGAAGUUACCCUUUAAAAAUGUGUGUAGAGUAAGCUUUGAAACUUAAUUAGACUGUCAUAUAGAAGAUAGAAUUUGCCGACAACAAACAUUAUGCAGAUCAUUAAAUGUGGGAAAAACUUUAUUUAUCAGAGGGCAGGAUUUGAUUAGCAAAGAUGGGACUUCUUUUAAAUCUUGGCUAUGGCACUGGCAGCCUCUUGAAGUGUGUUUGCUGCCCCCAGUGUUUGAUACUAUGUCUUCCCAAAUGCAACUCUGGGAGCUGUAAUAUUAUAACAGACUUGAUACCACAUCUUAAGGAUUAUAACUUUAACUCAGAGCCAUUAUCUUUUUGUUCAGCGUACAGUUAAAAGACAGGAUACUGAUCAAUUUUAAAUCAUGAAUAAAUGUACACUUGGCCACCAUGUGAAAUGAUUUAUGAAGUAGUUUUAUUUUAAAUUAAAUCAUCUGUUUACCCUCUAAGGUGGAAAAUAAUAAUUUGGAUUAUUAGUCUGAAUUAAACCAGUCAGAGAGCCUGUGCACUAUGAUCAAUUUAACUCCACCAUGAUUGUGUUGUGUGUACGUGUGAGUGUGAGUGUGUGAGAGAGAGAGAUGGUGCUUGGUUCCAAACCUUGUUGGAUCAGGGGGAAAAAAAGUGAGAACGCUUUUAUCGGGCUUGUGACUCGAGAGGACGUGUAACCUUCGACGAUGUAUUUUAAAAAAAAAAAGAAUAUUGUACAAUUGUAAGUGUCGCGAAAGAAUAGAGAUCACCUAUACUCCUUUAGAAUGGAUACAUGACAAUGUAAACGCAAUAUCAUAUUACUCUAUCCUAAGGAAUGCAACUGCGCACAUGCACAAAAAAAUAUGUUUUUAUGAAAAUAUAUGUAUAAAUAUAUGACAAAAUAUAUUUAAUUAGAAUGCUAUGCACCCUCAUAGAGUUGUUAUGGAUGUUCUUUAAGCAUUAUCUAGACUAGGCCAACGCCCAUAUCAUGGGGAAUGUAGAGGCUUUGUAGCUAUGACCACUUGUUUUCUUUUGUAUUGUCCUGGAGAGAGGAUAAACAAACGUGAAUAUGUAUACAAGCCUUUCAAUCAGAGUCAUUCUGACAUGAAGAUAUGUAUAGAUCAUCUUACCCUGUACACCAGCUCAAACCAUUUACAAGAAUUAAUUAA
Epinephelus moara (kelp grouper) is the source of this 11372-nucleotide messenger RNA. RefSeq names its product ankyrin 1, erythrocytic b (gene ank1b). The transcript is spliced from 44 exons. Gene Ontology annotation, biological process: signal transduction. Gene Ontology annotation, molecular function: protein binding. NCBI's taxonomy places the organism in Eukaryota, Metazoa, Chordata, Actinopteri, Perciformes, Serranidae. Bases 391 to 6096 code for a protein of 1901 amino acids. The record is from RefSeq and is a predicted model, not a curated record.